AAACCACACUUCCACAAAAAAUCAAUAAAUCAAACAUUCAACAACUCAAAAGGCAAAAUGGCCAUAUCUCUACUACAUAGCCUAUAUUAUCUCACCACCUUCACCAACAACUUGCUAGGGUUGGCCUCAAUCCUAGUAGCAUCCAUGAUCUACCUCACACGAAGGAAAAACACGACGGUGCGCCUCCUCGACUACGCGUGCUACAAGCCCCCGCCCUCCUACCGCGCCCCCACGUCCAUGUUCGUGGAGCACCUAGAGCACGAGCACGAGCUCGACCAACAAAGCGUUGACUUUCAGGUCAAGAUCCUCGAGAAGUCCGGGUUCGGGGAGGAGACUAGCGUCCCCCCGGCCCUCGCCCGCCUCCCCAUCGACAAGUCCAUCCCCUUCUCCAUCGACGAGACCCAGACGGUCGUCUUCACCGCGGUCGAAACCCUACUCCACAAAUCGAACACAAACCCUAGAAACAUCGACAUCCUCAUCACAAACUCGAGCAUGUUUUGCCCCACACCCUCACUCAGUGCCCUAAUCGUCAACAAAUUCAAGAUGAGGAGCAACAUCAUGAGCUUCAACCUCUCAGGAAUGGGAUGCAGUGCAGGAAUUGUAUCACUAGGUCUAGCCAAAGACCUACUCAAAGUCCACCGGAAUUCCCUAGCCCUAAUUGUCAGCAGUGAGGCCAUGAACCUCAACUGGUACACCGGCAAAAACCGGUCGAUGCUGCUCACCAACUGCCUCUUCCGGCUAGGCGGCGCCGCCAUACUCAUGUCUAGCAGGGACCAAGACAAGGAAAGAGCCAAAUACUCAUUACAACACUUGGAGAGAACUCACAAAGGGCAAGACAACAAAUCAUAUUCUUGCAUCAUUCAAGAAGUCGAUCAAGACAACAAAGUCGGCGUCUCCAUCUCCAAGAACACGGUCAGCGUGGCCGGAGAAGCUCUGAGGGCGAACAUGGCGGUGUUGGGACCUAGGGUUUUGCCACUAAAGGAGCAACUAACCUACGCCCUUUUCUUGAUGAUGAAGAAAACUUACAUACCUAAGUUUAGGAACGCAUUUGAGCAUUUCUGCAUUCACCCCGGCGGGAGGGCUGUGAUAUCGGCGAUCCAGAAGAGCCUCGGCAUGGAGGAAGGCGACGUGGAAGCUUCUAGAAUGACGCUGCACAGAUUUGGGAACACUUCGUCGUCGUCGAUAUGGUAUGAGCUGAGCUACAUUGAGGCGAAGGGGAAGAUGAGGAAAGGUGAUAGAGUGUGGCAGCUUGCAGUUGGGAGUGGAUUCAAGUGCAACAGCGCGGUGUGGAAGUGUCUCUGCGACGUUCAACGCGGCGACGAGACUAAUGUGUGGAGUGAUAGGAUUCAUUCGUAUCCAGUGGAAAUAGCUGAAACCAUCAACAUACUUUGAUCGAUGCAGAUAUUCAUGCAUGAUGAUGAUGUGGACAAAAACAUUAUACUAAAUGAAAAUAUGGGAGUUUU
Molecule: messenger RNA, 1463 nt
Organism: Salvia miltiorrhiza (redroot sage)
Lineage: Eukaryota; Viridiplantae; Streptophyta; Magnoliopsida; Lamiales; Lamiaceae
Product: probable 3-ketoacyl-CoA synthase 21
Exons: 1
Coding region: 58-1392 (444 amino acids)
Biological process (GO): fatty acid biosynthetic process
Cellular component (GO): membrane
Molecular function (GO): acyltransferase activity, transferring groups other than amino-acyl groups
Source: RefSeq, a predicted model, not a curated record